AUGUUCGCCUCACUACUGCGUCCUCGACGACAGCGUGGUCAGAUUGAACAAUCCCCCUACGCAAUUCCCUCGCCUGGGUAUCGCGCCACGCCCCACAACGCGCGACGCGUCCACCGAGCCGACGAUAGCAGUGAUGAUGCGCCAGAACUCCAAGGAAUCGACGAAGAGGAUAUCGAUGAGGACUGGGAAGAAGAGGAGGAAGAUGGUCCACUCGACUCGACUCCCCUGCUGCCUAUGUUCUCUGUGUCACAUUUAGAUGCGCUGCCCGUUUACAACAUCACCCAUGCCAUCCGGCCUUUGAUCACCUCCCGCUGUGAAACGACCUUGACGUGGGAUCAGCUACGCUCCCCGCAAGUGUCCCAAUUCCUGAUCAAGCCGAUCCUGCAGAAAAUCAUGUCGGCCCACUUCUCACGCGCGACUCUAUAUGCAUUGAUGGCCAAUUGUCUACAAUUUGAGAAAGAGAUGCACUCGAAUCCGGGGAACAGCGGCACAAAUCAAACACGGGCGAUGGUCAGCGAACUAUUGGCCAUCAAAUUGUUGAGGGAAUACUCGACCCGAGAAUUGAUCGAUGCAUUGUCCUACGAGUUCUAUCCACUCCAGGGCCAAGAUCAAUCCACCACAUUGACCACUGGUCUCCAACGGAAACGGGUGGUUGCUGCCCGCGUGUCGUGCUUGGAGGUGGCUAUUCGUGCGCAGGCCAAGCGGUUCUUGGCUCACCCCGUAGUGGUGCAGCAAUUGGAGGCUAUUUGGGCCGGGACAGUUGUCUUCCACUCUGCCGCUGAUAACCUUCAUCGGCCUGUAAACAUAAGCCAAGGUGGAAACGUGGAUUACGGGGCAACAAUAGGUCCAAAUGGGCACAUCACAAUAGACCCCAGCAAUGGGACCCUUCGACGAUCAGUCACACUCUACAAUCCUCGGGACGCAUCCUUGUUCAAAUUGUCUCGGUUAAGAGUGCCACGUUAUCGACAAUUCCUAUCCACACUAUCCUUUGCAGUGCUCUUGGGGUUGUUCUUGGCUGUUCUAGACCGGCGCAGUCGCAGGAUCACAUCCCUUGAGGUUAUCUUCUGGUUUUGGAGUGCCGGUUUCAUGCUCGAUGAAGUUGUUGGGUUCAACGAGCAAGGUUUCAGUCUUUAUUUGAUGAGCUUUUGGAAUCUUUUUGACUUGGGAAUACUGUUAUUGCUUUUCGCAUACUAUUGCUUGAGGAUAUACGGUACAUUCCUGACUUAUCCCAGGAGCCAGAUCAUGGCCGACCAAGCUUUUGAUGUUCUUGCAGCUACAGCUCCCCUGCUGUUUCCAAGGCUGUUCUCAAUCUUGGAUCAUUACCGCUACUUCUCUCAGCUACUCAUUGCUUUCCGAAUAAUGGCAUCGGAUUUGAUUGCUGUCUUCGUGCUAAUUGUUAUCUCCUGCUCGGGCUUUUUUGUCGCUUUCUUGAACUUUGGAGAUAACAAGUCUCCCAAAGUGGUAGUUUAUGGCUUGUUCCAGAUGCUGAUGGGAUUCACGCCGACCGCAUGGUCAAUGUGGGAUGAAUACAACUUUGUGGGGAAGACGAUCCUGACUGUGUUCCUCUUCAUCUGUCACUUUGUUGUCGUCACUAUAUUGAUCACGGUCCUAACCAAUUCCUUCAUGAGAAUUGUCCAAAACGCAAAUGAGGAACAUCAGUUCUUGUUUGCUGUAAAUACCAUCUCGAUGGUCAAAUCAGACGCAUUGUUCUCCUAUGUGGCACCGACAAAUGUCCUCGCCUGGCUAGUGACCCCAUUUCGAUACAUGAUGCCGUUCCGCGAAUUCAUUCGCCUCAACCGAACAAUUAUCAAGAUCACCCAUCUACCUAUACUAUUCACAAUUUGUUUCUAUGAGAAGGCCGUUCUCAGUUCCCGAGUGGUGCAACCGAUGGAUAUGAUCGAACCCUCCUCGCUGAACGAGAUUCCGGCUCAUGCUCAGCAAUGGCACCCCAGUCGGUUCCGCGGGUUCAGUACCAGAGCAUCGGUUUUCAAGCGAGAACCCUCCGUAGCCACCUAUCAGAAGGAUCGAGCGUUGGAGGAAGUGUUCCGACGCCCAUAUAGUGAUGAUCGAAUUCAAAGACCCCCGAGCAUUGUGCAAGAGCGUCAAACCAAUAACGUCAUCAAAGAUUGGAUGCAGGAGAUUGGCUCUGGGCCAGCCCAUGGCCCCGAUGAUCAGGAUUCUGUAUUUGUCGGUCGUCUUGAUAUGCACACGCAACGACCCAGGCUUCCAUUCCGGGCUAGAUUGGGCCACCGAUCUCGAAACUUCACGGAAACAACCCGCUCGGUCGCUUCGAAUCCUGAGGACCGAACAAGCUGUGUUGCAAGCCCAGACAUAUGGCCCCGGCGCACAAGACAAUCUGCCUCACCCAUACAGAGACGGGAACUCUCCCAUCAUACAGACAUGGAAGGCGACGACGAACUGACCAGCAAUGAUGGUUAUUCAAAUGACGACAAACAUUCAGCCCAAGAGUCCACGUGUAAUACGGCCGAUUCAGCCGGAGGCAGGGAAAAGCCCUCGCCCAAGUUCUACAGCUCUCGCCCAUCUACAGCAAGAAUCAUCUCGCGUCGCAACAGCCCUACACGUCGUCCCCGGCAUGCACGCAAUGCUUCUGGGGUCACCAUGCUGUAUAACCCCGUCGAGUCUCCGAAUGAAGAAAAUGAAAGCCGGGCCACGCCCUCGCAGCCAGAUAGCGAUUUGUCGGAGGGAGAUCAGCUCCCCGUCGUCUCUGCGUCCAUGGACCAGGGCACCAUGAAACGUCACAUCUUAGAGGCUUCUCGUCCCCGAAAUCCUCUGAUUGGGCUCAGUCAAAUGUCUGUUCCUGAGGUAGAUAGUAUUUACCUUUCCGAUCGGCCCGCAGGAACACGGUCUCGCCCAUCCCUCCUUUUUGAUCUCGGAUCCGACCUAGGCGACAACAAGGCCGUGGCAGGAGGCUUCGCCGGUGCCAUUCCGUCCAGUUUCCAGACCCAACUGGGCUUUGGCGCGGCUAGCCUACGUCGCGAACCCCCGCACCAAACCCAAGACAUGCUCAGUAAAUUGGUUCUCGCCCGCAUGAACAACAUUGAAGAAGGGUUCCGUGAGGUGAUCAAGGAGUUCAAAGACCUCCGGCGCAGCGAGUCUAGCCGCAGUCCCAGCCGCCCUGAUGAAUCCCGAGAAGCAAAUCGGGAGAAAAAGAAGCGUGAGAAGAAAGAUUCCAAGAGAACACAUACCAGCUCACCCGGAAGUCACGCUAGCAGUGGUGCAACCCCAUUCAAAGCAGACGAUGUCACGCCCUCUACGUAA
Messenger RNA from Penicillium paradoxum, 3279 nucleotides. RefSeq lists its product as uncharacterized. The record is from RefSeq and is a predicted model, not a curated record. Lineage: Eukaryota; Fungi; Ascomycota; Eurotiomycetes; Eurotiales; Aspergillaceae. Bases 1 to 3279 code for a protein of 1092 amino acids. Gene Ontology annotation, molecular function: monoatomic ion channel activity. Gene Ontology annotation, cellular component: membrane. Gene Ontology annotation, biological process: monoatomic ion transport; transmembrane transport. The transcript has 3 exons.